AUGGUUAAGACAAUUCAAUUGUAUGGAUUUUCCUCCAGCGAGUCUCCAGCAGCAGUGACAGAAUUUCUGGAGGCAUAUACUGGAAAAGGAACUGUUCAUGCUAUAAAGUUUCUUCCUCCCAAAGAUGGAAAAUCAAGAACACUUGCCAUAGUUCAGUUCACAGAUGCAAAAUUUGCUGGUAUCAUAAUUCCAUUAGCCGAUGCUCGAAUCCUGUGGUACAAUAAAUCUUAUUUGAAAGCUAGAAAAGCGAAGUUUGACAUGGUGCCCAACUCAGAAAUCUUUGAGCACUGCACGGAACUUGUACAACUUCACUUGGGAUGCCAGAUUUCUGAGGAACAGUUUUCUGUGCUUUGGGCAAGAUCGGAUGUUUUGGUGAAAUUUGGGGUGGGACUUAAGAACAUCUACUUGUUCUUCUCUUAUGAUUCGGUUGAUUACAAGCUUGAGAUCACCUCUGAAAAUGUUAGCCAGAUUGAGCUAUAUCAUCCACGCGGUCAACUUACAAAGUUUCUUCUCAUCCAGUUAAUUGGUGCUCCUCGGAUUUUUAAGAAAGCUUCCAGAAGGCAGUGGUUACUUGGUGCCCCUCGGAUUUUCAAGAAAGCUUCUCAAAAUGGCUGGGUUCGAGAAGUUGAUUUCACUCCUUCACGCUGCAUUGGGCAAUCUUCUGCUGUAUGUUUGGAGCUUCCACCUACUUGUGAGCUUCCAAAUCUACGCAAGAGUUUUGCUCAUUAUAAAGAAAAUGAAGGGCGGUUGGUUCUGGAGAGCGGCAACACUUUCUCCUGUACUUCAGGUCUGGUUCCUAUCGUGGGUCCACCCCUUGGCAUUAACUUGCCAUACAAAAUCCUUUUUAAGAUCAAUUCCUUGGUUCAGCAUGGAUGUGUUCCUGGGCAAGCACUUGAUGUCAAUUUUUAUAAGCUAGUGGAUCCUAGCAUAAUAAGAACUGAAUAUAUAGAGUGUGCCCUGGACAAGCUGUUUCGGUUAAAAGGGUGCUGCUAUGAGCCUGUGAGUUGGCUUACUGAGCAGUACAAAGAGUACAUGGCAUGCAAGCGAAUUCCUCAGUCGCCAGCUAUUUCUUUAGAUGAUGGGAUGGUGUAUGUGCACAGAGUUCAAGUAACACCAUCUAAAGUUUACUUCUGUGGUCCAGAGGCAAAUAUAUCCAAUCGUGUUUUACGAAAUUAUCCUGAAGAUGUUGAUAAUUUCCUUCGUGUUUCUUUCGUGGAUGAGGACAUGGGUAAGAUGCGUUCAGGAGAUUUAUGUCCACGGACAAAUUCUACAACUUCAACAGAAGAGGAAAGGAGAACUGGAGUUUAUGAAAGAAUACUUUCUACUCUAAGAAAUGGCAUAGUCAUUGGUGAAAAGAAGUUUGAGUUUCUUGCCCAUUCGUCGAGUCAAUUACGAGAGCAUUCGGUGUGGAUGUUUGCAUCUAGAAGUGAGUUGACUGCACAAGACAUCAGAAAUUGGAUGGGUGAUUUCAGUGACAUAAAAAAUGCAGCAAAACAUGCUGCCAGGUUGGGUCAGGCUUUCAGCUCUUCAAGGGAGACUUUUGAUGUUGGUGAGGAUGAAAUUGAAUUCAUUCCUGAUGUAGAAACAGAAAGAGGUGGAGUUAAAUAUUGUUUUUCUGAUGGAAUUGGGAAGAUAUCUGCGGAGUUUGCUGGAAGAGUGACAAGCAAGUGCGGCAAAAGUACUACUCCAUCCGCCUUUCAAAUUCGACUUGGUGGCUAUAAAGGUGUUGUGGCAGUUGAUCCUACAUUGUCAAAGAAGUUGGCACUGCGAGAUAGCAUGUGCAAGUACCAAUCCAACAACACAAAACUAGAUGUUCUGGCAUGGAGCAGGUACCAACCUUGUUUCCUUAAUCGUCAACUGAUCACCCUUUUGUCCACCCUCGGAGUCCCCGAUCAUGUUUUCAUGAAAAAGCAAAACGAGGCUUUGAAACAAUUGGAAGGUGUUUUGACUGACCCAUCAAGAGCACUGGAAGCACUUGAAAUGAUAUUCCAAGGAGAGGUCACCAACGUUUUAAAGGAAAUGCUUGCGUGUGGUUACGAGCCAGAUGCAGAACCAUUUAUGUCAUUGAUGCUACAAGCAUUCUGUGCAUCCAAGCUUGUGGAGUUGCGGACCAAGACGAGGAUAUUUGUUCCAAAUGGAAGAUCCUUGAUGGGAUGCCUAGAUGAAACCGGGACAUUGGAAUAUGGUGAGGUAUUUGUGCAGUGUUCUCAACGUGCCGUCUUCGGUGGCAAUAGCAAUAGCAGCGCUACUUCAAGCGAAGACAAUUUCAUUGUUGAGGAAAACGUAGUGGUUGCUAAAAACCCCUGUUUACAUCCAGGAGAUGUUCUUGUUCUUAGGGCUGUGAACGUGCCGGCCUUGCACCACAUGGUGGAUUGUGUAGUCUUCCCUCAAAAAGGAAAGCGGCCUCAUCCGAAUGAAUGCUCUGGAAGUGACUUGGACGGAGAUUGUUACUUUGUCAGUUGGGACCCUGAUCUAACUCCUCCUUGGCAAGUUCAACCUAUGAAUUAUACCCCAGCACCAACUAUUGAAUUGGAUCAUGUUGUGACAAUGGAGGAGGUUACAGAGUCAUUUACCAACUACAUAGUGAACGACAACUUGGGGAUCAUUUGUAAUGCACAUACUGUCUUUGCAGACACAGAGCGACAGAAGGCUGCCAGUGCUCCAUGUAUCAAGCUCGCCGAGCUCAGCUCGCAUGCUGUUGACUCUCCAAAAACUGGUGUGGUAGUGGAAGUGCCACGCUGUCUACGUAUCCACAAAUACCCAGAUUUCAUGGAGAAGGUUGACAAACUCACCUACGAGUCAAAACGUGUGAUUGGGAGGCUUUUCCGACAGGUGAAACGUGUUGAGCUCGCAUCAGAUUCACCUUCAAACUCAGGCUCAAUUAAAUCCUUCACCAUGGAAGUUGCUAUGAAGUUUUAUGACCCCGAUAUGGUGGUAGAUGGAUUUGAAGACUACGUCAAAGAUGCCAUCAAUUACAAAAAUGAGUAUGACUACAAGCUGGGAAACCUGAUGGAUUACUACGGCUACAAAACUGAAGCCGAAAUACUAAGUGGGAGCAUCACUGCAGUAUCAAAAAAUUUCAACAGGGGAAAAGACUUGGAGUCGAUUGAUUACGCUAUAAAGGCACUGAGAAAGGAAGCCAGGACCUGGUUUGAUGAGAAGCUGGGAAUGCAGUCGGAUAUGAAGCCUGAUAUCAAUGAUGUAGAAUCAGCAAAAGCAUCAGCUUGGUACCAUGUUACAUAUUAUCCUGAUUACUGGGGUCGCUGCAACAAGGGAAUGGAAAGAGAUCAUUUCCUGAGCUUUCCAUGGUGUGUGUUUGACAAGCUCAUCCAGAUCAAGAGGAGAAACUCUUCACUUAAGUAA
Messenger RNA from Prunus mume (Japanese apricot), 3363 nucleotides. The record is from RefSeq and is a predicted model, not a curated record. NCBI's taxonomy places the organism in Eukaryota, Viridiplantae, Streptophyta, Magnoliopsida, Rosales, Rosaceae.